Messenger RNA from Armigeres subalbatus, 1719 nucleotides. RefSeq lists its product as uncharacterized. Bases 158 to 1498 code for a protein of 446 amino acids. Lineage: Eukaryota; Metazoa; Arthropoda; Insecta; Diptera; Culicidae. The transcript has 2 exons. The record is from RefSeq and is a predicted model, not a curated record.
UCUUUGGCUUCCUUUGCUUUGCUUUUUUGCGGCACUUUGUCACGCAAAAUCAAUCGAACGAAUCAAACGCGUUCUUUGGUCUGUGCUGUUUUUUGCUUACAAUUUCUAGUGAAACAAGUUGUAAAAUCGAAACUUGGCUUUAAAUUGUUUGUGAACGAUGGAAGAGCAAAUCUAUAACAAUUUCAACCCAACCCGUUGCAACGUUUGCUACACCCGAGCCACCGAACACCGGCUGAUUCUCAUAGACCAAAAAGUGCGGUUCUGCAAAGGAUGCCGCCUCAUUGGUUAUUGUGGGGAAAAGCACCAGAAGGAGGAUUGGAAGAACCACAAGGACUUCUGUCGUGCCGUUACGAAGAUCUUGUCUAUGAAGAAAAUCGACCACAUCAUCGAAGUGCGGAACGAAAACGAGAAGAUUAUCGGUGGAACACGGCGGGACUUGGAAUGUGCCAUCUCUCUGGCGGAAUGUCUGAUCAUCUCAAUACUGCAGCGGAAGCUCUUCCAGUAUGAGUACACUAUGCUGCGGUUUCCCAACGUGUGCCAUGUGUGCUUCGAGUAUGAUAUAAGCAAACUGAAGCCGUGUGACGAGUGCCGCCAAAUAUUUUACUGCAGCGAAGAACAUCGCUUGCAGGACGCCGGCAAGCAUGUCAAAUGGUGUGAUAUGUACCGGAUCAGUAUGCUCCUGGAUGCAGAUUGCCCAUCUCGAUUGGAGUCAUUUGGAUUUCCGAAACUAAACGCAUUCAAGUUGGUGAAAUUUCCAUCGGACACCUUUGAGCUGGUGAACUUAGCAUACUCUGCUAAUAUUCCUCGCAAACCAAGAUCAGUAAACGACCUAAAUGAUCUCAAGUUCGUGUCCAAUUAUUCUCACAUCAGUACAAUCCUGUAUGCAUUGAAUAUUACCAACAUGCAUGAGGAAUUGGAUCAAUCGCUGACCAUUUACGUGGUCGGUGCUGAGGACGAAAUUGUCUACUUCGAUUACAAUACCUGCUCGGUGAUUUUCACCUUCAUGCCACACAUUCGGGAAGUGAUAAUUCAUUUCAUCGGCCCUGCCCUCAGCUCGAUCAAAGAUGAAAUCGAACUCAACUACGAGGGUGCUCGAUCGAUUAAGAUGCACUACCACAAAGGAUUUUUCCACGCCUUGGAACCGGUGGAUUCGAUGGAACGGCCACACAUCAUCGUCAGCUUCAACUGCGGUUUCCACGAGCACAUCGAUUCAAACAAGGAUACCUGGACCCACACCCUGGCUCGAUUGAUCCGGUUCGUCAACAUUCCAAUCAUGUUUACGUCAUACACCCGGGAGGAGGCAUGCCAGGAUUGUGCAAUCAUCUACAGCAUUGGUAAGCGAUCGCUUAAGAAAAAGGAGCUAGUGUUUGUCAAACGCGCCAUCGACAAUCCGUACAAAGACUUCAAACCGUUGCGCAAUACAAAUCACAUGGACGAAUCCGACGAGCUGUACUAUUCCAAUGGAUACAUUAGUUUGGUAAUUAGUCGCAUACCCUGAAGGGACAUGUUCACGGGUACAUGCUGUCUCUAAAUGUCUGACGCAUUCCUUUCGUUGCAUUCAGUACAAAGCGGUAAGUGGUAUUUUUUAUUCUAGUUUUUAUUGUUUAUGUUUAAAGUUUUAUGAAAUGAGCUGCUUCUACUCAAAGAGUAAACGUGCAUUAAAAGUGAAUUUAUAUCUGUAUAACUGCUAACACGGUCGAUUUAUUUUAACUAAACAGA